Molecule: messenger RNA, 2098 nt
Organism: Rhipicephalus microplus (southern cattle tick)
Lineage: Eukaryota; Metazoa; Arthropoda; Arachnida; Ixodida; Ixodidae
Product: spliceosome-associated protein CWC27 homolog
Biological process (GO): protein peptidyl-prolyl isomerization; protein folding
Cellular component (GO): catalytic step 2 spliceosome
Molecular function (GO): peptidyl-prolyl cis-trans isomerase activity
Source: RefSeq, a predicted model, not a curated record
AGAAGUACAGUAGGUCAUGGGCUGGAGUAGGCUAGGGACCGUAGCUUGGGCCGUUGACUUGUGACUUGGUAAACGUAAACAAGCGGCGCCGGGAUCAUAUGGCCGAACAUUGAACUUUACAUUGCACCAUACACUGGCAGAUAUGUUGCGCUAGAAGCAGAAGGCAGAAAGUCGCCGGUUGCACUCAUUAAUGGUCGAAUAGACUAAGCACCGCGAUUGCACAUAACAUGAGUAAUAUAUACAUACAAGAACCACCAACCAGUGGAAAGGUGUUGCUGGUAACGUCUGUUGGCGACAUCGAAGUGGAGCUGUGGUCCAAGGAGGCACCACGUGCCUGUCGCAACUUUGUGCAGCUCUGCUUGGAAGGCUACUACGAUGGCACUAUUUUCCACCGUGUGGUCAAGGGCUUCAUCGCUCAGGGAGGGGACCCGACGGGCACCGGCGACGGUGGGGAGUCCAUUUACGGCGCACCUUUCAAGGACGAGUUCCACUCCCGCCUGCGCUUUGUUCGUCGUGGACUGGUGGCCAUGGCAUCGGGCGGGGCCGACGACAAUGGCAGCCAGUUCUUUUUCACCUUGGGCGCCUGUCCUGACUUGCAGAACAAGCACACCAUUUUUGGGAAGGUGGUUGGCGAAACGCUGUACAACAUGCUGCGUCUUGAGGAAGGCCUGGUAGACUCGGAAGACCGGCCACUGCAUCCACACAGAAUUGUCUCCACACAGGUUCUGGUAAACCCUUUUGAUGACAUCAUUCCCCGCAAGGUGUCGAAGAACUCGGCUGCAGAGCAGCAACCUGCACCGACUUUGUCCACGUCUGUAGCAACCAGGAACUACAAGCUUCUUUCCUUUGGGGAUCAAGCUGAAGAAGAGGAGGAAGAGCUUAUGGCUGUUGUGUCUAAGGACAGCAAAAGCCGCAGCAAGAGCAGCCAUGACCUGACCGACGAUGCCAGCUUGAGCUCGGUGCCUGCAGUGAGCGAGUUCAAACACCCGGCUGGACCUGACGAUGCAGCUGACCACGUAGCGGAGAAGAAGCGCACACGCCAGGCAGCCCCGGCUGCAUCAUCAUCAUCAUCACCACAACCAUCAUCAUCAUCAGUGUCAUCAGGCGAGAGGAACUACUUUGAGGAAGAGCGCCAAAAGGCCUCUGCACAGCGCAUUGGUGAAAUCCGCAAAGAAUUCAAAGAGUUGAGGCGUCAAAUGCGAGCCGAGGAACAAGCCAAGCUGCAGUCAGACAAGCAACCAUCAGAGAAUGACGAGAAGGAGGAGGAAGGGGAUGAGCCAAACAAGCUGAUGCGUGCCUACAGACAGGAGCAGCGUGCCUACACCAAGAAGAAGCAGCAGAUGCUGCCCAAAGGGUCGCAGAGGGAGCAGAAGACACUGGAAGCCCUUGCCCGUUUCCAAGCUAAAAUGACUGAGCGCUUGUCAAUGGAAGAUGAGGAUGACCAAGGGGAAGACAGUCCAGACGAUGACAAGUCAGAUCGGUGGUUGUCACACCAGCUUUGUUUCGCUGAGCAAGGGCCAGUGCUGGCAAGAGAUGCCAACGUGGUGGAUGCCGAGGAAGCGUACAGCCUUGACGACCCUCGUAAUGCCAUGAAUGAGAGGCGCCGCAAGCGGCCACAUCACGAACACAGUGGCAGUAGACACCACAAACGACACAGAUAGACUCUUUGUUUAGUACUCAUACUCCUAUGCAGUGGUCAUCUCCUCCAAUGACCACCGUUAACUGGUUGAUAAUCAUGAUACCAGCGUGACGAAAAUACAGCUUACUGCAGCAUCUUCUGUGAAGGCGGUUCUGUGACUUCAUGCCACUUGUAGUGAUGCUUUGCCAUGUUGUAGAACCUUGAGGAGCAUUUUUGUAUGCUUAGCUGGUGAGCCACACUCCUUUUCAGAUGGUGGUGAUAGGACAUGCUUGUCCCAUCUGUGUCACCUUACAUUGUCCUGUGAUCACCAACUAGUUUUAAAUUCUGCUUUUCUGUUGACAGGCACUGAAGUGAAUCGUAUCUUUUGUUUGUUUGUGCAUACUUUAGCCUUAAAGAAGUAGGAUUAUUGUGGGACCCUUGUAUAACAAAGUGCAGCAAUAAAUGGUAGUUACAUCAGUA